AUGAUUAGGGUGACGAGAGUUGGUGAUGAGGCCAUUCAAGCUGAGCCAGACUUAACCGAGCCACAACUACAAGAUGUUAAAAUACCAUUCAUUCAUGAAGGCUCAAUAACAAGACAAAGAGCUAAGAUUCUUCAACACAAGUACAACCAGAGCAUGCUACAAGCAAUGUCUCAAGUGGAUCAAGAUAGGCCUAGAGAAGACCAUGAGCAAGUGGAUCCGCAUAAUGAAGCCAUCAACAACAAGCUUGGACCGGACUACUUGAAGAAUGCCAAGAUACUUAGCUGUGUGGAGCAAGCACCGAGGGUAACUCUACAGCCAACUUACAACAUUGGAGGAUUAGGAACCGGCCUCAACACCACUCAGAACACCGGAACCAACCCAAGGCACAACGGAGUGCACAUCAACAAGCCACACAAUUCACCACUGACCGAAGAUGACCCUUCUCAAGAUGAAGAGCCAAACCCUAGACGUCAAAUAAACCGCGGGCAAAGGCGACGUGUGCCACAAGACGACUAUGGAGAUACCGAUGAUGAAGAGUAUACACCUUACUCUAGACAGAACCAGAACCACAUCAAGCUGACCGCACCAAACUUUGCUGGAAAAGUUGAUCCGAAGGCUUAUCUAGAUUGGGAGAAGAGGAUGGAUCACAUCUUUGAUUACGACAAUCACCCAGGCUCCAAGAGAGUAGCACAAGCAGUAGCUCAACUCACCGAUGGAGCACUUAGAUGGUGGCACAGAGAAGGAACCAGGACCGUAGAAGAAUACUAUGAAGAGUUUGAGCGCUUGAGGAAUCGUUUGGAGCUUCAUGACGACGAAAAAGCUCUAAUGGCGCAGUUUCUUGAUGGUUUGCAAGAGAGGAUCAACCGAAAAGUGGAGAGACAGGCAGAACAACACAUCAAGAAGAAGAUCACCAACACCAGAAGCAAGCCGCAAACCACUUGGAACACCAACUUCAACAAACCACUCGACAAAGGCAAGAGUGUGGAGAUUGAUUCACGUUUCAAAGCAAGGCGGGGAAGAGGUCAUAUGUCUCGUGAGUGUCCAAACAAUCGAGUGAUGCUCAUGACCGAGGCUGGAGACUAUGAGUCACACGGUGAAGCUGAUGUUCAAGAAGAUCAAUUCGAUGAGUAUGGUGACAUAUCUUAUCCAGACAGAGGAGAGCUUCUUGUCACUAGACGUGUAUUAAGUGCAAUGGUGGAGCCAGCCGAGACUAUACAAAGAGAAAAUAUCUUUCACAGCCGUUGCACUAUAAAAUGGAAGCCUAGUUCUGUAAGAAAAGUUUUUGCUGCUAAACACACAAUGCUACUAAUGAUCUUUAAGGAGAUUUUGAGCGUAGUUUUAGGUGAGCUUGAACUACCACCGGAGAUUACUGAUUUACUUGACAAGUUUAAAGAUGUGUUCCCUGAAAAAAUGCCUGAAGGAUUGCCACCAAUUCGAGGCAUAGAACACCAAAUAGACUUCCUACCAGGAGCAUCUUUACCAAACAAAACGGCUUACCGAAUGAGCCCUGAGAAGUCUAAGGAGUUGGAGAGGCAAAUCAAGGAGCUACUAGACAAAGGAUAUGUGAGGGAGAGCCUCAACACUUGUGGCGUUCUUUUCCUGUUGGUGCCAAAUAAAGAUGGCUCCUGGCGCAUGUGUGUAGAAUGCCGAGCCAUCAACAACAUCUCCAUCAAGUAUAGACACCCGAUUCCAAGACUCGAUGAUAUGCUUGAUGAGCUUAGUGGAGCCACCUUGUUCUCAAAGAUCGAUCUCAAGAGUGGAUACCAUCAAGUGAGGAUAAAAGAAGGUUAUGAAUGGAAGACUGCCUUCAAGACCAAGCAAGAUAUCUAUGAAUGGAUGGUGAUGCCCUUCGGCCUCACCAAUGCACCAAGUACCUUUAUGCGUCUAAUGAACCAAACUCUUCGACAAGAAGACCUUUAUGCAAACUUAAAGAAGUGCGUAUUCUACACUGAUAAGUUGGUUUUCCUACGUUUUGUUGUGAGCUCGCACGGAUUACAGGUUGAUGAGGAGAAGAUAAAAGCCAUCAAAGACUGGCCGGCCCCAACAAACAUCAGUCAAGUGAGGAGCUUCCAUGGGUUAGCAAGCUUUUAUCGGCGGUUUUUUGAGGAUUUCAGUAGUAUAGCCGCACCUCUCACUGCUGUGGUGAAGAAAAGUGUUGGUUUUACCUGGGGAGAAGCUCAACAAAAGGCGUUUAAUACUCUCAAGAAGAAGCUUACCAAUGCACCGGUUCUAGUGUUGCCAGAAUUUAACAAAACGUUUGAAGUGGAGUGUGAUGCAUCAGGCAUUGGCAUAGGAGCUCUAUUGACACAAAGAGGGAAACCAGUGGCGUUUUUCAGUAAGAAGCUAGGAGGAGCUACGGUUAACUAUCCGACAUAUGACAAAGAGUUAUAUGCUCUAGUUAGAGCUUUGGAGACUUGGCAGCAUUAUCUGAUGUCAAGAGAGUUUGUGGUCCAUUCUGACCAUGAAACACUUAAGCACCUUCGAGGACAAACUCACCUCAAGAGAAGACAUGCCAGAUGA
Messenger RNA from Eutrema salsugineum, 2520 nucleotides. RefSeq lists its product as uncharacterized. The record is from RefSeq and is a predicted model, not a curated record. The coding region runs from base 1 to 2520 and encodes 839 amino acids. The transcript has 7 exons. NCBI's taxonomy places the organism in Eukaryota, Viridiplantae, Streptophyta, Magnoliopsida, Brassicales, Brassicaceae.